Messenger RNA from Laccaria bicolor S238N-H82, 1989 nucleotides. RefSeq lists its product as uncharacterized. The transcript is spliced from 4 exons. Bases 1 to 1989 code for a protein of 662 amino acids. The record is from RefSeq and is a predicted model, not a curated record. Gene Ontology annotation, molecular function: RNA helicase activity; RNA binding; ATP binding. Gene Ontology annotation, cellular component: nucleus. NCBI's taxonomy places the organism in Eukaryota, Fungi, Basidiomycota, Agaricomycetes, Agaricales, Hydnangiaceae.
AUGACAAAUGGUCUUGUAAACGGCAACAUGGGUAUCGAGAGCCAAUUUGCGUCUCUUGGUCUCACCAAAUCUGCUUAUGUUCCUCCACACAUGAGGAAUACGCAGCGGGCUGCUUCCUCUCCCAUUGUAUCCAACGGAACCGGCUGGACUGAUUCCCGCACUUCAACCCCUCCUCCUGCCGCCCGCGGCGGUUUUGAGUCAAGGGGAGGAGGCUACUCUGAUAGAGGUCGAGGCGCUUUUUCUAAUUCUCGUGUCGCCAGCGGUGGAGCCUCCAACUGGGCUGGCCCAACAUCUACCCCAAAUUGGGCUGCUGCUUCGCCACGCCCUACCAAUGACUCCAACAUCUCCCAAGGCUACGGCGCAUGGAAGGAUGGCAAGCAUGUCGUGGGCCCCCGUCACCUGCGCAUGGAGAAGGAGCUAUUCGGCGAUGCCGCUGAUCCCUCUAAACAGCACACUGGCAUCAACUUUGAAAAGUACGACGAUAUUCCCGUCGAGGCUACCGGUGCUGGUGUACCCGAGCCCGUACUCUCUUUCACCAGCCCUCCUUUGGAUCCCGUUUUGUUGGAGAAUAUUGGCUUCGCCAUGUAUACGACUCCUACUCCCGUUCAAAAGUAUUCCAUCCCUAUCGUAGCUGGAGGGAGGGACUUGAUGGCUUGUGCUCAGACCGGUUCCGGUAAAACAGGUGGCUUCCUCUUCCCCAUUCUCUCUGCUUCUUUCGCCGAAGGCCCUCGCCCUCCCCCAGCACAGUCUUCUGCAGGGGGCUACGGUCGUGCUCGCAAAGCUUAUCCUACCGCUCUGAUCCUCGCCCCCACCCGUGAGCUUGUCUCCCAGAUUCAUGACGAGGCACGGAAGUUCGCGUAUCGGUCCUGGGUUCGCCCUGCCGUCGUCUACGGUGGCGCCGAUAUCAAUCAACAACUCCGCCUUAUCGAACGUGGUUGUGACCUCCUUAGCGCCACACCGGGCCGUCUUGUUGACUUGAUCGAACGUGGUCGCAUCAGCCUCGCCAACAUCAAGUAUCUCGUCCUUGACGAGGCCGAUCGCAUGCUUGACAUGGGUUUCGAACCCCAGAUCAGGCGUAUUGUUCAGGGAGAGGAUAUGCCCAGCACUGCGGACCGUCAAACCCUCAUGUUCAGUGCUACAUUCCCCAGAGACAUUCAGAUGCUUGCCAAGGACUUUUUGAAGGAUUAUGUCUUCUUGAGCGUUGGAAGAGUUGGAAGCACAUCCGAAAACAUCACUCAGAAGAUCGAGUAUGUUGAGGAUCUCGAUAAGAGGAGCGUCUUGCUUGACAUUCUCGCUUCUCAACCCAAGGAGGACCUCGGGCUCACUCUUGUGUUCGUCGAAACAAAGAGGAUGGCGGACAUGUUGAGCGACUUCUUGAUGGGCAACAACCUCCCUGCUACCUCCAUCCACGGUGAUCGUACCCAACGCGAACGAGAGAUGGCUCUCCAGACUUUUAGAACUGGCAGGACUCCCAUCAUGGUAGCUACGGCCGUUGCUGCCCGUGGACUUGACAUUCCCAACGUCACCCAUGUCGUCAACUAUGAUUUGCCCAGCGACAUUGACGACUACGUCCAUCGCAUUGGACGUACCGGCCGCGCGGGUAACACUGGUGUCAGCACUGCGUUCUUCAACCGUGGCAAUAAGAACAUCGUCCGAGAUCUCGUUGAGCUGCUUAGGGAGGCUAACCAGGAAAUCCCUAGUUGGCUGGAGACGGUCGCUCAUGAAGCGUCCUUUGGCAGUGGAGGAUAUAGGGGCGGCCGUGGUGGAGGACGUGGACGUGGUGGUGGUAGGGGAGCUGGUGGUAGGGAUUAUAGGGCCCCCAGUGCAGGUGGUGGUGGGUUUGGCGGUGGGGUUGGAGGUGCCAAGGCGUACGGUGGUGGUGGACCUUCUUAUGGAGGCUAUGGUGGUGGAGGAGGUGGUGGUGGCGGGUAUGGUGGAGGUGGAGGCUAUUCGUCAGCAGGUGGAGGUGGUCAGCAAGGGUGGUGGUAA